GCGCAUGCGCAAACCCAAGUGGAAGCGUACGCAUCAACAACAUACUCAGUAGUGUCAAAGUAUCGUCAACAACUUUGAUGCUGUUAGGGUUUGGGAUAUACCAAAGACGUGUGUCAUUGCUUCGAAGCCGAAAGGGGACACUAAAUCUGCUGGGAACAACGCCAUAGUGAAAACGGAAGAAGAGAGAAGUUAAAUCUUUAGAUUAUUGGGCUACACUUAAUGGAAGUCAGCAGUCGUCCGAUUCUUAUGUUACGCACUUACUUCCUGUUGUCAUUGGGGUAGUUAAACAGAAGAAGAGUAGGCUAAUGUUUGACAUGUCGUUAGAGGACAGGAGACAACGUGGGACAGUAGUUUAAAAAAAACACGGACCCUGUGUGUUUUUGUAUGUCUUUCUACAUGAGUGUAUUGGCAGGAUGUCGUUGAGUUCGGGUGGUUGGACUCACACCCCUGGCUUCACAGCUGACCAGUCCGCUUCCCUCCCCAGCCAUUAUGGGGCCUCGCAGUCCCACACUGGCUGCCAGACCGUCCUUAUGUCGGUUCGGGUGUCGGUGUGCCAUUCUGGGAUUCGGCCGCUGUGUCUUCCGGGAGCAGCAGAUGAGUCACUCCGCCUGCAGCUCAGCAUGGACCAGGGGAAAUCCGGGGAAUUCCGGCUGCUGCUCCAAGACAGCAGCGGGACUGGCCGGACUGUGACCAUAGCUGAGUUUGAUUUGGGCUCAGUAAACUACGAAGUGAAGUCACCAAAGUGCCACGAGUUGAGUUUGGUGGCGCCUCCACAUGAACGCAUCAGCUUCAACUUCCGCUGCGAGCAGGAGGCCCAGGAGUGGGCCACAGUGGUGAUGUCUUCACUGAGAGAGGCGCACAAAGUCAUCCCUCCAGAUAAUGGACCACAGAGCCAGCCUGAUGGUCCUAAUCACCAGAAAACCUUUGUUUUGCAACAGACAGAGGACACAUGUAUAGAGUUGUCCCGAGCCAUAGAGGCAGGAGACAUGCAGUCUGCUUCUGUCAUAGCUGCAACACUCGCCCGACAAAAUGCAGCGCUCAAGAUACAGCCAUCGACCAGAGAUUAUGAAGACACUGAAGUCAACUUGACUGUUGUGGUUGAGGAUUCUUCUUCUUCCUGUUGCGUUACUUUGAAAGUAUCCCCACACAUGACUGCUGCAGCAUUGAAACAGCAGAUGUUUCUCGAGUAUGGCUUUCACCCACGAGUCCAGCGAUGGGUGAUUGGUCAGUGUUUGUGCAUUGACCAGCGCUCCCUCGCUUCUUAUGGGGUCCAUCAGGACGGUCACACAGCCUUCCUGUACCUCCUGUCUGCCCGUCACGCUCGCUUGACGCUCCAAUCCCUGCAGCAGGACCAGGAGAGCGCUCUCCUCCUUGGCCCUUCAUCUCUGUCUCUCCCCAGUCCUCCUCUCCCUUCUACCUCUGCAAAUGGCCCCUCAUCUCUGGACAGGAGGCCUUACAACACCCUGCCUCCUAGACUCCAAACCAGCAGCAAUACUGGUGGUUCAGAGAGAGGAAAUGUCAGUGAGAUCAGAGAUCUCAUCCACCUAGAGAUGCCUCAACUCAAUGAAGCACUGAGCCCAAACCCAGCAUCCUCUCAGGGUUGGUCCUGCCCUUCUUGCACUUACAUUAACAAACCAACACGGCCGGGCUGUGAGAUCUGCAGCACAAACCGCCCCGAGAGCUACACCAUCCCAGGAGGAUACAGACCUGAUGCACUUGAACUAAGACGGAUUCAGCAGGAGAAGGAGGCUAUCAGACAGUACCAGCAGGCAAGGGAAGCGGAGCGCAGGGAGAAUUUUGCGAGGCUGGUGAUGAUGGACAGCCAAGACCUGCUGCCGAACCCGGAGCCUGUGGACUGCAGGAUCUGCUAUGUGGACCUGCAGCCUGGGGAGGGGGUGCUGCUGAGGGAGUGUUUGCACUGCUUCUGCAGAGAGUGCUUACGUUCGGUUAUCAUGCUGAGUGAGGAGCCUGAGGUGUCGUGCCCUUACAGAGAUGACACAUAUUCCUGUACCUCCUCCCUGCAGGAGAGAGAAAUCAGAGCGUUGGUGCCAGCAGAGGAGUAUGAGCGCUGGCUGCAGAGAGGUCUGUCAGUGGCAGAGUCUCGAUGUGAGGGCAGCUACCACUGUGCCACGCCUGACUGUCUGGGCUGGUGUGUGUAUGAGGACUCGGUCAAUGUCUUCCACUGUCCAGUCUGCAGGAAACACAACUGCUUGAUUUGCAAGGCUAUCCAUGAGGGGAUGAACUGUAAGCAAUACCAGGAUGAUCUCGCAGCCCGAGCUAUAAACGACUCUGCUGCCAGGAGGACAACACACCUUCUCAAGACUCUUGUGCAGUCAGGCGAGGCAAUGCACUGUCCCCAGUGUGGGAUCAUUGUGCAGAAGAGGGAUGGAUGUGAUUGGCUGCGCUGCACUGUCUGUCACACUGAGAUCUGCUGGGUAACCAGAGGACCACGCUGGGGGCCCAGGGGUCCUGGAGACACUAGUGGAGGAUGUCGCUGCAACGUGGACAAUCAGAAAUGUCAUCCUAAAUGCCAAAACUGCCACUGAGAAUCUCAAGGGUGGUCAGAUUAUAUAGGGAAUGAAAGAAUGGAAAUAUACUGCUCUCAACAACAGGGGGAAAGCAUUAAUGUGAAAAAAAAUCACUGACAUACUGACUGGCUGACGGAAACGAUUGUUACAUACAGCACAUACUCAUUGUUACAACUGGAGACAGCCCCCGUGUCCUCCUACAAACAGGAAUUAUGUUAACAUUUAUCUCUCACAAUAAGGAAAGCAAGUAAGGGUAAGUAAGCAAUAAUAAAAAAAAAUAUCCCAUAUGAUAUGAUGAGGGUAAUUGUGAUCAGAAGUCUGCAGGGAAAGAUUAUUAACUGUUAAUGAUGCAUGCGGUGCUUUUUGCACUGAAAAUGUUACAGGUUUGCUGUUUUCUUCUUUUAAUGGAAACAAACCAGGAUGCAUGGCAUUAAACUAAAGGGGCCUUAUUCCUGUGCACAAAAGCUGUAGCAGGGUGUUUGUGAUGAGGUUUUCUUGAGGUGUAAAAAAUAUCAAAGUAUUAUGAAGCUAUAUAUGGUAAUAUUGUUGUGUGUCUGAAGAGUAGUCAGGCUGCAUGUUUCCAAAAAGAUUUGUAAACUGACUGAAUAGAUCCAGGCUGACUGCAUGAGUUCAUCACUCGCAUGCUUCUGUAUUUGACACGGGGUGGGUACAGACGUCGCUGAGGUACUGCUGAGCAGCUCAGUACUGUAUGAUGCCAUCAUUAACAACUUGCUGAGUGUAUUGAAAGAUGACUAAAUAUUUACCACAAUACUUGAUCACUUUCUGAAAGAGAUGGCACAUUUAAACACAUUUCGUCCAUAAGCUAAUGUUCCUCUGAAAGAACUCAAAUAUAACAGGGUGCAUACCUAACAGCAGUUAAAAAAAAGUUUGGAAGGCUUUGUAUACAUGACAAUAUUUGAAAUAUCUUCAAUUCAUCUUUGCAUGAAGUUGCUAUUAUAAUACCUUGAUGAGAAUAAGCAACAUACCCUGUAUUACCCUCACGGUGAAAAAGUAUCUCACAAACUGCACUCUCUAUAAAUGAGAUUAUUUUUAACCCCGUCUCGACUACACUACUGCCCUGCACUGAAAAGCCAUGAAUAAGUCUUCACUGUAAUGUGUGUUCAAGUAUCAGCUCUGUGUUGCUGAUGUACCGUUGUGCCUUAAUUAUCAAUAAAUACUCUGAAC
This is a messenger RNA of Labrus mixtus (cuckoo wrasse), 3713 nucleotides long. It is a transcript of the gene shrprbck1r, whose product is annotated as sharpin and rbck1 related. The record is from RefSeq and is a predicted model, not a curated record. Bases 414 to 2546 code for a protein of 710 amino acids. NCBI's taxonomy places the organism in Eukaryota, Metazoa, Chordata, Actinopteri, Labriformes, Labridae. The transcript is spliced from 14 exons. Gene Ontology annotation, biological process: positive regulation of canonical NF-kappaB signal transduction; protein linear polyubiquitination; proteasome-mediated ubiquitin-dependent protein catabolic process. Gene Ontology annotation, cellular component: LUBAC complex. Gene Ontology annotation, molecular function: ubiquitin-protein transferase activity; ubiquitin binding.